AUGUCGAUAAACAAUGGAGAGGCGGAUGUAGAAGGGAGCGGACGGCGAACAUCUCCAACUUCGAGUAACACCAGACUGAGAAUGAAAGCCGACCCUUUCUUGGUGUGCUGCAGAUGCUUCAGCGUCGUCACUGCUCUCACUGCCGUUCUCUGCAUCGUCGUCAAUGUCUUCUCUGCCAUUGAAUCUUUCAAGAAUGGAUCUGAUGUUUUCGACGGGAUAUUUCGGUGUUAUGCUGUUUUGAUUGCGAUUGUGGUGGUUGUGGCCGAGACCGAAUGGGCUUUCUUUAUCAAGUUCUGGAAGGUAUUGGAGUAUUGGGUUGGUAGGGGUAUGCUGCAGAUCUUUGUUGCGGUCAUGACAAGAGCUUUUCCUGAUAAGACUGGUACAAGGAAGACGCUUGUUCUUCUUCAGAACAUAGCAAGCUAUAUGCUCCUUGCUUGUGGUGGGGUCUAUAUUAUUGCGGGAAUUCUAUGCAUUGGCUUCCUGAAACGGGCUCGGCAGAAGACAGAAAUUUCAAGGGAGCAAGCGAUAAAGGAUCUUGAGGACUUGGAGCGGCGAAGGGAAGAACUUGAACACUUGCUUAUUGUGGAAAGAGAUUAA
Molecule: messenger RNA, 597 nt
Organism: Prunus armeniaca (apricot)
Lineage: Eukaryota; Viridiplantae; Streptophyta; Magnoliopsida; Rosales; Rosaceae
Source: the annotation of a GenBank genome assembly